UUUGCUUAGUCAACAGCCCCAUGCUACCUGAUAAAAUACCCCUGAGGAGGAGGACACGUUCUCUUACCAUAACUGACAGAAGAGUCAAGAGAACCAGACCAAAUCAUCUGAAGGGCAACAAUGGUGUUGGGUCGGGGAGGAUACACGUUCCAAAACUGGGCUGAGACCUACGGAUCAAGCCCCGAACUCUACUUCCAACCUACCUCUGUGGAAGAAGUGAAAGAGAUCCUGGACCUGGCCCGGCAGCGGAGUAAGAGGGUGAAGGUGGUGGGGGGCGGGCACUCGCCCUCGGACAUCGCCUGCACCGACGAUUUCAUGAUACGGAUGGAUAAAAUGAACCGAGUAAUAAAGCUUGACAAGGAUAAGAAGCAGGUGACAGUGGAGGCCGGGAUCCUCCUGAGCCAGGUGAAUGAUGUCCUCAACCAGAACGGGAUGGCAUUGUCUAACAUUGGCGCCGUGUCUGAAGUCGCAGCGGCCGGAGUUAUCGGAACGGGAACCCACAAUACCGGGAUUACCCAUGGCAUACUGUCUACACAGGUUGUGGCGCUGACCAUGAUGACGGCAUCUGGCGAGAUCUUGGAAUGUUCAGAGUCUGUGAAUCCUGAUAUUUUCCAAGCAGCCAGGCUUCACCUGGGGUCCCUGGGGGUCAUUCUCACUGUCACUCUGCAAUGCAAGGCUGCCUUCCAUCUGCAAGAGAUACAGCAAUCCACCACCCUGCAAGAGGUUCUUGACAAUCUUGACAAACACUUGCACUCCUCAGAAUAUUUCCGCUUCUUCUGGUUUCCGCACACGGAUAGUGCCAGCGUCUUUUAUCAGGACCCUACAGAGAAGCCUCCAUCCUCCAAGGCCAGCUGGUUUUGGGAUAGUUUUGUGGGAUACUACUUGCUGGAAUUCCUCCUCUGGAUAAGCACUUUCUUUCCACGACUUGUCCCUGGAAUAAAUCGAUUUUUCUUCUGGUUGCUGUUUGCUGGUACAAGCGAUCGUGUUGACAUCAGCUACAAAGUUUUCAACUUCGACUGUCUUUUUAAGCAGCAUGUGCAGGACUGGGCCAUUCCCAUAGAAAAGACCAAAGACGCUUUGAUGCAGCUGAAAUCUUGGUUGGAAAAGAAUCCACAGGUGGUGGCCCAUUUCCCAGUAGAAGUUCGGUUUGCCAAAGGAGAUGACAUCUUACUGAGUCCAUGCUACCAGCAAGACAGCUGCUACAUGAACAUCAUCAUGUACAGACCAUAUGGGAAAGACGUUCCGCACCAGGAUUACUGGUCAGAGUAUGAGAAGAUUAUGAAGCGAGUUGGAGGAAGGCCCCACUGGGCUAAGGCCCAUACUUGCACUCGUAAGGACUUUGAGAAGAUGUAUCCAGCAUUUGGCAAAUUCAAAAACAUCAGAGAGAAGCUUGACCCAACAGGAAUGUUCCUGAAUCCAUAUCUCGAGAAAGUCUUCUACUGAGGAGGACACAGUGGUCAAUAAAACGUCUUCAUGUAAAUUCCUAUAGUUUAGUGCCUAGUGCAAGUCAUAUAACCUAAAGGUUACGCUUCACUGGAUUUUUGCAAAAAAAUUUGAGGACUGGCUACAGAAAGUUUCUCCCAGCUAUAACCAAAGAAGUCCACCUUAGUACCACUUGGUAUCACCUUCACCAUUCAUGAUAUUUGUCUUAUAUUCUCCUGUAUGUGUUGAAGGAGGAAACAACCAAGGGUUGAGCCAUGUGUGACUGUUCCAUCCCUCACGGCACAUGAAUUUUUUUUUUGUCAAGGUCUAGAAGUUCACAAAUGGUUUACCAGCCAAAAGUUACUAAAUAUUUAUAAGCGGGACUGUUCAAAUUAACAUAGAUUGACAUAAUAAAAACAACAAAAAUUUCCAAAA
This is a messenger RNA of Bufo gargarizans (Asiatic toad), 1857 nucleotides long. Its product is annotated as L-gulonolactone oxidase-like. The transcript has 12 exons. Gene Ontology annotation, cellular component: membrane. Bases 121 to 1443 code for a protein of 440 amino acids. NCBI's taxonomy places the organism in Eukaryota, Metazoa, Chordata, Amphibia, Anura, Bufonidae. The record is from RefSeq and is a predicted model, not a curated record. Gene Ontology annotation, molecular function: FAD binding; D-arabinono-1,4-lactone oxidase activity.